GACCACGAAAUUCUGAAGUUUCUCAUGGGCCAGUAGGUGCAUACUGCCAUCCAGAAGAAAGGGUUAGUCAAACUCAUGGGAUUAGACUUCCAGAUCAAAUACCGGAAAGAGUGUUAUAAUGGGGUUGUGGAUGCGUUGUCUAGAGUGUUUGAAGAUGAGAUGGAGGGGGGCUGCAACACGCUGUUAUCGAUGCUCCCUGAAUGGUUGGUUGAUAUUGAACAUUCCUAUGAGAAUGAUACUGAAGUGGCAGGGUUGAUUGCAGCUGUUGCGGUGAAUAAUUCCGGACCCUCUUUGUGGUCAUUCUCAGCCGGCAUACUUAGAUACAAAGGAUCUAUUGUGGUGGGCUCUACGGGUUUCUUGCGUGCCAAGUUGAUCAAAUUAUUCCAUUCUUUUCCCGUAGGGGGCACUCGGGUGCUCAAGGCAUGUACCAGCAACUCAAAUCCUACUUUUAUUGGAGAGGUAUGAAGGUUGUCGUCACUCUGUGGGUUUUAGAAUGCUAAGUGUGUCAGUGAUGCAAGUCUGAAACUCUUGCUUCACGAGGACUCCUUCAGCGUUUACCCAUCCCUACUCGUGCCUGGUGUGAUAUUAGUAUGGAUUUUGUAGAAGGAUUGCCGGUUUCUCAAGGUAAACAAGUGUUGUUGGUGGUUGUGGACAGGUUCACCAAGACAACCCAUUUCUUUGCUCUUUCUCAUCCUUACACAGUUGCUGAGGUGGCACAAGUAUGUUUCGAUGGCGUUUUCAAACACCACGGUAUGCCCUCUACAAUUGUCUGUAACCGAUAUUCGACUUUCACGAGCUCAUUUUGGACGGAGUUCUUCAGGUUGCAGCGUGCUGAUAUCCACUACUCGACUGCUUACCACCCUCAAACUGACGGACAAACGGAAAGGGUCAACAGAUGCUUGGAAGAUUAUCUAAGGUGUAUGACAUUUCAAAGACCGUAAGAUUGCUUAGCUUGGUUAACAUUGGCCGAGUGGUGUUACAACACCCACUUCCAUGACAGCUUACAAAUGUCUCCCUUUGAGGCCCUUUAUGGAUUCCCUCCUUCCUUCUUUGGCCUCGGUGUUAUUCUUCCUACCACAGUGGGGGCUAUUGAGGAGAAGGUGUCAAUUCAGCGUCAGAUUGUUCAACUGUUGACUCACAACAUAGCAAAGGCACAGAAUCGGCAGAAGUAGUAUGCAGACUGGCGUCGUUCAGAACGAGUAUUGCAAGUGAAUGACUGGGUAUAUCUCCGCUUACAAACAUACCGCCAAGGUUCUCUUGUUGGACGCCAUGGGAACAAGCUAGCAUCUCGUUACUUUGGUCCAUACAGAGUGCUUUCUAAGAUGGGUGCAGUGGCUUCUCGACUCUCUUUACCAGUGAAGUCCAAGAUCCAUCCCGUCUUCCAGGUCUCCCAACUCAAGCUUUGUUGCUCCAUUGUACCUCCUGCUGCUAUGCAAUUACCUACAACAGAUGCUUCGGGUUCUCUAAAGUUGGCGCCUUCUCAUAUCUUGGCCAGGCUGUUCGUUAAACAAGGAAAUCAAGCAGUAUCCCAGGUGCUGGUUCAAUGGUCUCAUCAGACAGCUGAGGAUGCAACUUGGGAGGAUUUGGCCCAAUUAAAAAACCAAUUUCCUGCCUUUCCAGCUUGAGGACAAGCUGCCUUUGAAGGGGAAGGGUUUGUAACAACCCAGCUCGCCAGUGACGUGUACAGAGAGGCGUGUAUAAAUAGAAGAGCUUCACUUUACUAUUGGUUAUCUUUUGCCAACCUGUCAAUUGCAACUACUUUACCAAAUUCGCCUGUUAGCAAUAAAACUAGAACUCUCCUUCGUUGCUAUCCAUUUCCUUUUCCCUCUUUUCCCUCUUCUUUCCGGAUCCGCCAUUGACGAUCCUUACAAAGAGGCGGAUGGCUACAGCAGCUGCGAUGUCUUGUCGCCGUCACGUCCAGGCGUCUCGUCCCGCCAACGAGGAGAAGCAAGGAGCACAUAUCGUAGAGUCGUGGGAUUAAUCGGCAGGGGAGACAGAACAUUUUUUGUCUAGUGGUUGUGAAUUACUUUACGGGUUUGUUUUAAUUAAUUGUUUGAUUUAUGAUAUAAAAUAAUUAAAUUCAAAAUUAGGAGUGUUUAGAAGAAAAUUGGGGGGCAAUUGAGUAAUUUCACAUGCUCUUUAACGAUCACUUAACAAAUAAUUAGAUGUAAGGGUACACUCGUUACAUUUUUAUAUUAGAAGGGCAUGUUUGUGCAAAAAUUUAAUAGAGGGGUAUGUUUGUUAAUUUGCAAUAGUAAAAGGGUACAAAAUGCUAUUAACGCUAAAUUAAACAAUCAAAUCUAAAUUAUAUAUUUAAUUAUUAAUUGCAAAGGUAAUUAAUUCUUUAUUCGAUAAUACCGAAUGGGAUAACAAAGUAUCGAUUAGGAUAUCAAUAUAUUUAGGGAUUGAUAUUGGGUUAUCGAAAUUAUUUAGGGAUUGGGAUUGUGAUUGAUUUUAGGGUGUAAUUCGGUAUUGGGAUACCAAUACCGUACCGAUUUACACCCCUAUCCUUGAGGCCCAAGAAUUUGGAUCCUCAAAGUCCAUGGAUCCUAGCAUGUAAAGUGAAGCAUAGGCGCAAGUUUCAAGUCAAUCAGAGAUCAAUUGGCGAUUCGGGAGAAGAAAUUUGGGCAUGUCCUGAAGGAUAAUGGAUUUCUACAUCAUUUUAUGGACAAAAAAUCAUGUAAACCUGUCAUGAAAAGAAAGAGUACGAAACUACAAGCGUCUGGGAUCAAAUAGCGACUGAUUCAGAGUCCGGAUGAGGGGGAUAUGAAGCAUCAAAGGCAGUGGAAUAGGUUCGGCGGAACAAGUACGGGCAGACUACCAUAAAAGCACGGUAAAGUUUCAUUUGGCCCCCACCAGUUUUUUUUAUGCCGAAUCUGGAUCUUGAAUAAUGUUGAAGGGAUGCAAAACACGGGCGGAUGAAAGCACGGCCUGCGAAACACGGCCUUGUUUUUGCUCCUGCUCGAGUAUAAGUCUGUUUUUUGCGAUUUUAGAGGGGGGGGGGGGAGUUGGGUUUUGGUUCCCAAACACCCAAGGGACAAACCAAAGAGAGAGAGAGAGAGAGAGAGAGGGAGAUUUGAGGGCGAUCUUGGAGGAUUUCUUCGCCUUGGAAGCUCGAGGAACAAGCCCAGACUUGAAGACUGAUCAUCUGAAGAUCCUUACUGCAGUCUCUCUCUUCUCUAUGGAGUAAAUUCCCUUCACUUAGGUUUUGAGGAACCCUAGCUACGUUUGUUUGAUUGGAUGAUUGUAUGAGUACUCUUACUUGAUAAUCUUGAGUUCAUAUUCAAUCUAUGCAUGUUUUCAUGAUUCAAUUCUGCUUUAGCCGAGAUUAUUGAUUCUGCUUUGAUCCCAUGAGAGCGAAUACCCGAUUAGGUCAAUAGAGCACCAUCGAUUGAUAGUAUUGGAUCGAUUGCUUUAAUCGAGGGUUAAUUCAAUGUUUUCUAAUGAAUAAGAACCUCAUUUGAUAGAUGGAGUCUAGUUUGGAAUGCCUUGAUCGGUUGUUCUAGAGAAGGAUACGUCCCUCUAGGCAAUUGACUCAAGAGGGCCUUGUUCCUUUAGUCGAGACUCAAGGUCUAGUUAAGGAUUCUCCGCAUUGUGAAUGAAAUUGAAAUAGGUUA
Messenger RNA from Linum trigynum, 3617 nucleotides. Lineage: Eukaryota; Viridiplantae; Streptophyta; Magnoliopsida; Malpighiales; Linaceae. The record is from the annotation of a GenBank genome assembly.